This is a messenger RNA of Acanthoscelides obtectus, 5182 nucleotides long. Lineage: Eukaryota; Metazoa; Arthropoda; Insecta; Coleoptera; Chrysomelidae. The record is from the annotation of a GenBank genome assembly.
CAAACUAAUUUGACAUAAAAUUUCAGUUAUGCGAAUUUGAAUUUUAAACUAACCAAACCUUGUCGUCAAAUCUAAUAUAAACAAGGAGGUGGUUUUGAAUAAAUAAGAAAAUGUUUCCAGUAAAAAUUAUGAUUCCCUGAAAAAAACAUGACUUAUUAUUUAUAAAUUUGUCGAAAUAAUGGACGUUGAUCUUGAUCAAACAGCAUCUCUUUGCCAAAAUGUUGAAACAAAAGGGUUUGAUAUGCUGGCAGGCCAAACAUGGAUCUACCCAACGAACUACCCGGUUAGAGAAUAUCAGUUUAAUAUAGUUCAAAAUUCACUGUUCAAGAACACAUUGGCAAGUAUUCGACCAGAUGUUUAUAAAGUACUAUUUAACAUUAACAUGUUGCUCUAGGUAAGCCUGCCAACAGGGCUAGGAAAAACAUUCAUAGCAGCAGUUGUGAUGUUUAAUUUCUACAGGUGGUAUCCAACAGGAAAAAUUGUAUUUAUGGCGCCGACAAGACCUUUAGUGAAGCAGCAGAUGGAUGCCUGCUACGAUAUCAUGGGUAUUCCAAAAGAAAAUACAGCAGAACUAAUAGGAUCCAAUAUGUCAGCUUCGAGAGAAAACCUAUGGAAUGAGAAAAGAGUAUUUUUCAUCACACCCCAAAUCUUGCAGAAUGAUUUGGAUAAAAUUGUAACGCUUAGCUCUUCAAUUAAAUGUCUUGUUUUUGAUGAGGCUCACAAAGCUAGGGGAAACCAUGCGUAUUGUGAAGUUAUCAGAAAAAUGUGUGGGACAAACAAGUACUUUCGAGUACUGGCUUUGAGUGCUACUCCAGGAAGUCAUGUAGAAGAUGUCCUAGAGGUUGUUCAAAACCUGAUGAUAUCUCAUUUAGAGUUCAGAACUGAAGAAAGCUUAGACGUCAAUAAAUAUGUGUUCAAAAGGAAUCUAACAACAGUAGUGGUUCCACUUGGUGAUAAAUUACAAGAAGUUGUAAAUGAAUAUUUGAAGAUCUUAGAGAUAAAUACCAGAACUUUAAUGAAAUACAAGGUUUUCCAAGGGAGUUGUGGUAGCUUAACCAAAGGAAAAAUUUUCAUGACUAUGAAACAAUAUCAACAAAAUAGAAGUAGUGGAAAUGCAAACUAUGGGGAAAUAAUGAAGUGUUUCAAUAUAUGCAUGACAUUAUACCAUGCCUGGGAGCUGCUAGUGAGACACGGACUAAGAAGCUUCACCUCAUUCUUUGAUGAACACAUUGAUAAACCCACCUUGAGGCACAACAUGAGGCUCAUACAGCUGAUGCAACAUGUGAAAGAAUACUUAGGCCCGCCACCUGUUGUUGAGGACUUGCCCGAUGGAGAAUCCAUCGAGAUAUCUAAAGAUGUGAAAUUCGGCCAUCCGAAAUUCUACAAAUUGCGAGAUAUCUUGUUGACUCAUUUUGGAGAAUCAUCUUCCAGUAGGGUCAUAGUAUUUUUCGAAUAUCGCGAAUCUGUUAUGGAAGCAUAUGCACUUCUGAGACAGUCUGGACCGAUCAUCAGACCUAGAAUUUUCAUAGGUCAGAAGUCUGGGAUAACGCAAAGAAUACAAACUAGCGUUGUGAAAGCGUUUAGGGAAGGACAUUGCAAUACAUUACUUUCGACCAGUAUCGGUGAAGAAGGCUUAGAUGUUGGAGAGGUCGACCUUAUUAUAUGUUUUGAUAUUUCAAACAAAUCUCCAAUUCGUAUGGUACAGAGAAUGGGCAGAACUGGAAGAAAAAAGGAAGGUAGCAUUAUUGUACUCGUAACAGAAGGCAAGGAGCAGCAAACUUUAAAGGAUUGCUUAAUACACAAAAACAACGUCACAUCUCACGUUAUGGGCUCUAGAGAAUUGGCCAGAGGGCUUAGUUCGACAAGUCCCCGGCUUAUACCUGAAGAUCUAACGCCGAAAUGUGAAAAAAUAUUCAUUACUGUGACGAAAGAGCCUUUACCAAAGAAGAAUGUCACGUUGAAGGAUAUGUUCCGUAAAAUCUCUUCUGGUGGAUCCGAGCCAUCAUACUCUCCAAGUCUACAGAUUAUCGAGAUAGAAGAACGGAUAUCAAAGUCAGAAUUUUUACUGGAUAACGGUAUUUCAAAGGGUCCCGAAAUGUCUUUAGUUUGUAAGCAAAUCCAAAAACAAAGGAGUUUCCAAGAUUCUCAUAUAGUGAAGCAUUCCAAAGAAACUGAAUUGUUGGUGAAUUUACUUCAGUUGGCUGAUUCAAAGAAGUUUAACAUUCCUAUGUCUCAAAUAGGAAACUCACAGUCGCAGAAAAAUUUGAAGCAAACUGAUAUCAGAAACAUGUUUUUCAAAAGCGAUAGCUGUAACGAUUUUGUUCUUCCUUCCACACAGGUAUUACAAAAAGCGUCAUCACCUACUCCUGAAGAAAAAACCACGUUUGGCUCAAGAGAAUUAUUCAAUGAACUACUAAACUUCCUGACAAUUCAAUCUUUAGAGUACGACCAACAAUGCAAACUAUGUCCUACCAAUAACUGCGUGGAGCUGUACACAAAUCCAUCCAAAACCGAUACCACAGAAGCCUUAAACUGGAUUGAAUUAGAUGAUUCAGUAUUUACCUCGCUUACUCUGGAGGAUCUCAAAACUUAUGGAAAGAACAUGGAUAAAGCUGAACCCGAUUUCACAUUUAACGAAACUAUGAACUUUGCCCUUGACGAAACACCGCAACUCAAGACUGAAGACGAAAUCCUGGAUGCUAAUGGGAUUGAUAGCAGCAUCUUAGGAGAAUUGGUGGAUAAGUCCUUUGGGUUUCAAGCACCGAACACUUUGGACGCAUUGUUGAAUAAAUUCAGCAACACCAUCGUCGAAGUUGAACAAUCUCAAAAAACAAACUUGUCUGUGCCAGAAACUCGAGAAUCUGUUUUAAGUUUCUUCAAAAUCGAGAAAUUGACCGAUCUUUUCGGAAAUUCUAACAUCAGUGAUUCACAAGAGACUUUGUUGUAUUCACCUGAAAUUUUUGAUGUUAGUACUCCUCCUCCUAUGAAACCUCCUGUUAGUAAUAAUGAUUCAGGCUCUCCUAUACUGUGCACUUUUAAUCGAAAUUUAACUCUCCGAAAGAAAGAACAGACCCAGAGGAAGCUAUUCCUUUCUGAAGACAAAAACAUGGCGACUUCUAGCACACCGUUUCAGAAAAACUGUGACCCCGCAACGAAUAUUGCAGAUGACAUUGAACUUAGUAGUUUUUGCGAUCUAUCGUACUUGGGUUUCAAAGCUUCGCCGAAGAAGACUGCAGUUACUAGUACGCAAGUUGGAAGAGACGAGUCGAAGUUGGAUUCGUUAGAUAAGUUUGCGGAUCUUCUAGAUGAUUCGGAGUUUGAAUGGUUGAAAUCUUCUGUGAAGGACAAGAAGAACUCAGUUAGUAAAAGGUUCGAUAAUGACGAAAAAACUUGCAAUAUUAAUCCACAAGUUCAACCAAGAACUCAAGUAGAUGAUAAUAUAAAUAAUGAAGCCUUGAAACAUGGUAAAGAAAAAUCAAUGACAGAAGUGAUGAAGAACAACAGCUCUAGGUCGAAGGCUGGCGAUAGACCGAAGAAGAAAGUGACCCAUCCCAGUUCUGAAUCACCAGUUGAAGAAAAAGAAGAUCUCAUAUCUUCAAAGUUUGAGACGGCCAAAGAGGAACCAAUAACUAUCAGUGACGAUGAAGAAGAAAUCGAACCCACUACAGAUUUAGUGAAAAGGGCAACCGAUAUUCAAAAAUUAGACGACUCAAAUAUUAAAUCGUUCGAAAACAAGGAGAAGAUGAUCACCUCUAAAUCAAAAGACAAUAAAAAAGGAGUUGAAACUAGUAUAAAAGUUGAUGCGUGUAAAGAACUUGAUGAUUUUGAAUGGGUGAAACCAAAAGCGGUAGAAAAGGAUACUGUUUCGACCAAUACAAACAAUGAUACUUUAGACGUUUUGGAUGUAUCCGACAUUUUUGAUACAAGUGACUUUAUCUUAACUAACGAUAGGAGAUCGAAAAAUGUCACUCAAUAUGACACUUCACAAGCUACCGUUACUCAAUUGCUAUCUUUGAUAAACAAACCUGGAGGCGCAAAGAGUGUCGAUGAGUCUUCUCAAAAAGAAAAUAUAAACACAGAGAAGAUACAAGAAAAUAUAGAGGGUAAAAACACGUCACAUAUUUUGAGUUUAGUAAAUGUCAAUUCUCCUAAUAGAGAUCGAUUUGCGACAUCACCGGAUCUAGUCAAAAAAUACGUUUCAAAUAAAAAUGUCAAAUCCAAAGCGAAUUUGUAUGCGAUUGACAGUCAAGAUGAUUUUGAAGUGUUUGAAUUGAAGCGGAGCGAUCUUAAAAAGGUUUCAAGAGAGUCAUCGGUUCAUAAUAGCAGAAUCUCUCCUAAAAGCGCUUGUACAACCUCGUUGGAUCUGCACUUGAGCGAUAGCGAUCAGUUAGAGCCGAAUUUGGACGAGUCUAUAAGGAAUCUGUCGCAUAGUAUGUUGGCACAAUUGGUGGAUAGCGAUGAAGAGUUCGAGACUAAACCUCCGGAUACAGGGUGGAUCAGGGCGAAAGGACGUAGUGAGAAAAGAAAGGAAGUGUCACCGAAGAUGAACGUUGGCAAGAAAAUGAGGAAAGAUGUGUCAAAACCGCCGGUUCGGAAAAAGACGAAGAGAAGGAACGAAUUUAUAGAAGACGAAGCCCAGUUAUCAGAAGAUAGUAACUAUGCAAUUUCCGACGAUGAAAGAGACGGAUUAUCGCAAGAUUGUUACGAUGAAAGUUUCGUAGCGCAUGAAACAAUUCAUAAUGAUACACAAAUGCAUGCAAAAUAUCUGCAAUCUGUAAGGUCUGUGAACCGAGGCAGGUUUAAAAUGCCUAACAAGCCACCUCCAUUUAGAGGAGAUAUUUUCUCCCAAACGGUGGUACAAGAUGAUACAUAUGCAGACCUUGAUGACUCUUUUGUUGUGGAAGGAGAUGAAGUUGAAGAAAUCGAGGAACUUUCACAGCUAGAGAUUUUAGAACGGCAACUUGAGAUGCAAAGAAAAGCCAGGAAGAAAUCAAAGGCAGAAACGAAACCUAUAAAAAGGAGGCGGGUUAUCAGUUCAAGUGACAGUGAAUGAUUGAUACCAGUCAAAUAAUUCGUAUUAAAUCGCAUUUAUUUUAUAUGCAUUAUUAAAUUUCUAAUUUUAGAUAUGUAAUCUCAGAUACUUUGAAGCUGUGAUAGAUAUUUUUUUAAGGCGCCACUGAUU